Molecule: messenger RNA, 594 nt
Organism: Dovyalis caffra
Lineage: Eukaryota; Viridiplantae; Streptophyta; Magnoliopsida; Malpighiales; Salicaceae
Source: the annotation of a GenBank genome assembly
AUGGAAGCAGCAGCAACCUAUGCAUCUACGGGGCACAAGAGAACAUCCUCCUUUAGUCUCCGUUGCCCCAGUCUCAAUUCCCUUCGCCUCCGCCGCAUUUUUGAUAUUUUCGACAAGAAUGGCGAUGGAAUGAUCACCAUCCAGGAAAUUAGUCAAGCACUCAGCCUUCUUGGCCUCGACGCUGACUUCUCCGAGCUUGAAUUCACAAUCAAAUCCCACUUGAAGCCCGAUGACCUUGGCCUUUCUUUUGAAGAUUUUGUCUCCCUUCAUCAAUCAUUGGACAACAGUUUCUUCGGUUACGAUGAUAAUGCGUCGGAGGAGGAGGCGGCUGCGAAUGAUGAUGGAGAUCGGGCUAGGAUGGCACAAGAGGAAUCUGAUUUGUCAGAGGCAUUCAAGGUUUUCGACGAGGAUGGGGAUGGUUACAUAUCAGCACAUGAAUUGCAAGUGGUCUUGAGGAAGUUGGGGCUCCCUGAAGCCACAGAGAUUGACAGAAUUCACCAGAUGAUCAUCUCUGUUGACCGAAACCAUGAUGGUCGGGUUGAUUUCUUUGAAUUUAAGGACAUGAUGAGGAGUGUUCUUGUUAGGAGUUCUUGA